CAUGCGCCCUCCCUUCCCCUCACCCCCCCCCCCGCCUCCUCCGCGUCGAUGGCGGCGGCGAUUAUGGCGGCGGAGCAGGAAGCCGCGAAAGGCGGCGGCAGGAACCGCGGCGGCGUGCAGCGCGUGGAGGGCAAGCUGCGCGCCAGCGUCGAGAAGGGCGACUACUACGAGGCGCACCAGAUGUACCGCACGCUCUUCUUCAGGUAUAUGUCACAAGGAAAACAUCCAGAAGCGAGAGAGUUAAUGUAUUCGGGGGCUCUGCUGUUCUUCAGCCACAACCAGCAAAACAGUGCUGCUGAUCUGUCCAUGCUGGUUUUGGAGUCUUUGGAGAAAUCGGAUGCAAAAGUAACAGAAGACCUUUUAGAAAACUUGGCUAAAUUGUUUAGUUUAAUGGAUCCAAACUCUCCUGAAAGAGUGGCUUUUGUAUCCAGAGCCCUGAAGUGGUCUAGCGGAGGAUCAGGAAAACUUGGACAUCCCAAAUUACACCAGUUACUAGCAAUUACCCUCUGGAAAGAGCAAAACUAUAGUGAAUCUCGGUAUCACUUCUUGCACUCCACAGAUGGCGAAGGCUGUGCAAAUAUGCUAGUAGAAUACUCCUCGUCCAGAGGCUAUCGCAGUGAGGUGGACAUGUUUGUAGCACAGGCAGUCCUACAAUUUCUCUGCUUAAAAAAUAAGACCAGCGCAUCAGUUGUUUUUACAACAUACACACAGAAACACCCUUCAAUAGAAAAGGGGCCUCCCUUUGUUCAACCACUGCUAAACUUCAUCUGGUUCCUGUUACUGGCCGUCGACGGGGGAAAACUAACAGUAUUUACAGUAUUGUGUGAACAGUAUCAACCGUCACUGAAAAGAGAUCCCAUGUAUAAUGAGUACCUCGAUAGAAUAGGACAGCUUUUCUUCGGUGUGCCACCCAAGCAGACAUCGUCCUACGGAGGAUUACUAGGAAAUCUUUUAAACAGUCUGAUGGGAACUGGAGAAGAUGAUGACACAGAAGAUGGUCAGGAAGAUAGCAGUCCUAUCGAACUCGACUGAAUAUUUUUGUCAUUGGGUGCCGUGUAAAUCUGAUGAUUCGAUGACUCCAAAGACAGUUUUGGAAUUGAAUCCUGCAGUUGUUUCUUGGUGCCUAAAAGGGCUCCUCCGGUCUUUUAGAAAUGGUUGCUGAAAUGUUUAUAAUGUUCGGUCUAUAUUAUUUAUGUAAAAAAAAAAAAAAAAAGAAAGAAAGAAACCAACAAAAAGUAGCCAAGAGAACCAAGCGGAGCAAUUGUUAGCAGGUUUCCGAUACAGCGGCUGGUGACUUUGAUUAAACUAUAGUCUUCUACGGUU
Molecule: messenger RNA, 1323 nt
Organism: Cygnus atratus (black swan)
Lineage: Eukaryota; Metazoa; Chordata; Aves; Anseriformes; Anatidae
Gene: GET4
Product: guided entry of tail-anchored proteins factor 4
Exons: 9
Coding region: 49-1032 (327 amino acids)
Biological process (GO): protein insertion into ER membrane
Cellular component (GO): cytosol; BAT3 complex
Molecular function (GO): protein binding
Source: RefSeq, a predicted model, not a curated record